GGACUUGGUGAAAUAGCUUUCCUGAAUCAACGGCCAAGCUGCAGUGGGACUCCGCAGAGAUGCAGCUGUCUUUGACUCAACCAAGUUCCUGGAUACUGCUCCUACUAGUGACCAACCUGUUCUUGUGGAAGAAUGUGGCAUCGGUGCCCUUCUGUGCAAUGAGGAACGUCCGUUGCUUUAUGUUCUUGGAAGACAUGUUUGAUUUAGCAGGCAGUAUGUCUCAUAAUAUCAGUAUAGAAGUUUCAGAGAUGUUCACUGAAUUUGAAACCCAUUAUGCUAAAGUGCCUGGGCUCAAAGACAAAAGCCUCACGAGAUGCCACACUACUUCACUCCCUAUUCCAGAAAACAAAGAACAAGCCAAGCACACACAUUAUGGAGCUCUACUGAAAUCAGCGCACAUGGUUUUGAAAGCCUGGAAAAGCCCUCUGAAUGAUCUAGUGCGUCAAAUAUCUACAUUGAAAAAUAUCCCUGAUACUAUCAUCUCCAAAGCCACAGACAUAAAGCUAAAGAUCAACUCAGUCGAGCAGGGGGUGAAUUCCAUCAUCAACAGAAUGCUUCAGAAUGGAGAUGAAGAAAGAAACUAUCCUGCCUGGUCCAGCCUGCCAAUCUUCAAAUCCAAUGAUGAAGAUGCUAGCAUUCGUUCUUUUUAUGGCAUGAUCAGUUGCCUAGACAAUGACUGUAAAAAGGUUGAUAUUUAUCUCAACGUCCUGAAGUGCUACGUGUUACAAAUGGAUAACUGCUGA
Rattus rattus (black rat) is the source of this 743-nucleotide messenger RNA. Its product is annotated as prolactin-2C5-like. The transcript has 5 exons. The record is from RefSeq and is a predicted model, not a curated record. Gene Ontology annotation, molecular function: prolactin receptor binding; hormone activity. Gene Ontology annotation, cellular component: extracellular region. NCBI's taxonomy places the organism in Eukaryota, Metazoa, Chordata, Mammalia, Rodentia, Muridae. Gene Ontology annotation, biological process: female pregnancy; response to nutrient levels; positive regulation of cell population proliferation. Bases 60 to 743 code for a protein of 227 amino acids.